Messenger RNA from Symbiodinium sp. CCMP2456, 618 nucleotides. NCBI's taxonomy places the organism in Eukaryota, Dinophyceae, Suessiales, Symbiodiniaceae. The record is from the annotation of a GenBank genome assembly.
AUGGCAGAGAUCCGCCCCUCGCAGCUGCCAAGUUCAGGAGCCGUUGGCUGCUUCGGGGAGCGCCUGCGAAGAAUGGGAAACGCCUUCGAGGCUGAGGUGCGGCAAGCUUUGGAGGUGGCGGUCAGCAAGGCCGAAUGUGAAUCAAAUCUCCUGCGGGAGGAGGUGCAUUGGCUGCAAAGCCAGCUAGAGGCAGAACGCCAGCAAAACGCCGCCAGGCUUUCCGGCUGCUCCGACUUGAAACGCAAGCUCCAGGAAGCACAACAGGACCUGCAGAGGGAGAAGGAGGCCAGGGAGUACUGGCAAGCGGAGUUCAAUGCAAAAGAGGAGCAGUAUAGCCUGCUUGAGGCGAAACUCGCUGCACUGGCGAUGAUUGAGGCUGAAGCUGCUGAGGAAGCGAAGGCUGCAGCUUGCGCAUUGAUGCCCAAUGGUGGCCAAGAGGCCUCCGACCUUGGCGUGGAGGACCGAGAUUUGCCCCCGGUGCUCAUUGAAGACGCCGAAGAGAAUGCUCCGCGCCCUGCUGAACGAUCCGAGGAGUUGAGCCAGGAGUUCGAGGAGAUAUCCAUGCGUUUGGCAGCUGUGCCCUUGCGGGACGAUGGAAGCUACGAUCGGGACUUCUGA